Coregonus sp. 'balchen' is the source of this 14996-nucleotide messenger RNA. Lineage: Eukaryota; Metazoa; Chordata; Actinopteri; Salmoniformes; Salmonidae. The record is from the annotation of a GenBank genome assembly.
CAGUAUUACAGCUUUCAUAGUGAUGCAACAGUUCACAAACUUCACUGAACUGUGUAAGCGCGGAAUCAAUUGGCCCUUAAAGUAAUGAGAACUACAGAGGGGUUCAGCUAUGUCAUAAUGUCUUGUUCCUGUCCAGGGUUAGCUGACUCCUAUACUAGCUGACCAUCUUACUGUUGCCUGACUGUUGUCUGACUGUUAUCUUGUCCCGCUACUGGGUUCAGCUGACUCCUACACUAGCUGACCAUCUGACUGUUGCCUGACUGUUGUCUGACUGUUAUCUUGUCCCGCUACUGGGUUCAGCUGACUCCUACACUAGCUGACCAUCUGACUGUUGGCUUAUUGUCUGACUGUUGUCUAACUGUUAUCUUGUCCCACUACAGGGUUCAGCUGACUCCUACACUAGCCGACCAUCGGACUCAGAUGUCUCCCUGGAGGAGGAGCCAACAGGCGGCAAGCUGGAGAAGGAGCAGCAGGCUGCUGUACAGCUGGAGAGGGCCAAGGUGAGACAGAUUUCUGCUAGGUGUCCUAUUGUGGAGCCUUAUGCUAUGCUACUGUACUAUCACAGACAUAUACCUUCAGAACAAGGCCCCUAUCAUUGGGAAUGUCCCAGCAGGCAAGGCUGGUUGAAAUUACGUUAUGUAGUCCCCUGUAGCUCAGUUGGUAGAGCAUGGCGCUUGCAACGCCAGGGUUGUGGGUUCGUUUCCCACAGGGGGCCUGUAUGAAAAUGUAUGCACUCGCUAACUGUAAGUCGCUCUGGAUAAGAGCGUCUGCUAAAUGAUUACAAUGUAAUGUACAAUGUAAUUACAACCACAUUAAAACCAGAACUGGCAUCUUUGCUACCAGCAAUGCCCACUGGGUUAUGGUUAAGCUUAUCUAGCUAGUUAGGCACUGUUCUUAUACAUGGUGUUUCCUGUAUCGUCUCAGGCCAAAGCGGUGGCCUUUGCUGUGAAGACUAACGUCAGUUACUGUGGAGCCCUGGAUGAGGAUGUCCCUGUGGCAGGAACCGCCAUCUCCUUCGAUGCCAAGGACUUCCUGCACAUUAAAGAGGUACAGCAUAUAUAACACACUGUACUGCUAAAGCUAUGGCUCCGUCUCAAAUGGCAUCCUAUUCCCUAUGUAGUGCAUAUAUAGGGAAUAGUGUGCCAGCUCUGGCCAAAAGUAGUGCACUAUUUAGGGAAUAGGGUGCCAUUUCAGACAGCCUAUGUUUGCUUCAAGCCACAUCUGUUCACGGGCCAUUAUGGAUGAAGCAAUAUCAAUAAUGCAUGUCCCGCUUUGGAAUCAAUGGAGUCACAUAGAGUGUGUAUACAGCCUGGUAUGUCUGUGGAGUUUACAUACUCUCUUCCGUUCUAUUCUAAGACAUUGGUUUUGUGUUGCCUUGCCCAUAGUCACAUACUGUAUAGUGUGUAUGUCUGUGGAGUUUACAUACUCUCUUCUGUUCUGAGUGAUUGUGUUGUUUUGUGUUGUCUUGCCCACUACAGAAGUACAGCAAUGAGUGUAUAUGUCUGUGAAUGUAACACUUCAACACACACACACACACACACUGCACACACACUUCAGUCAUUGAGUUGUUUUAUGUUGUCUUCCCCAUUACAGAAGUACAGUAAUGACUGGUGGAUCGGCCGGCUGGUGAAGGAGGGCUGUGAGAUCGGAUUCAUCCCCAGCCCUCUGAAACUGGAUAACAUUCGUCUACAGCAGGAGCAGAAGAGGGGCACACGCUCUUACGGGUAAAGCCUGGGUAGAGGGGCUGGGGGUGGUGUAUUGAGGUGCUAAGUUGGGCUUGGUUGGGUGGAGGGGCUGUGUUAGAGGGUGGGUUGGGGAUUGGAGAGGGGCCAACAAUUGAUAAGAACUUUCAUGAAUAAGCAGUAAUCAACUAUUUAUAAACAACUUUAUUAAGCAUUUAUAAAAGUUAUUAUAAAAAGUUACUGAAGUACGAUGACAAGCCACCUACUCUCCACUCCAGGCCUGACUCUGCUGUGACUAUGUGGUUUACUCAUAACAGAUCAGAGAUGACUCAUAAUAACAGAUCAGACAUUACUCAUAAGAAGAGAUCAGAGAUUACUCAUAAUAACAGAUCAGAGAUUACUCAUAAUAACAGAUCAGACAUUACUCAUAAGAAGAGAUCAGAGAUUACUCAUAAUAACAGAUCAGAGAUUACUCAUAAUAACAGAUCAGACAUUACUCAUAAGAAGAGAUCAGAGAUUACUCAUAAUAACAGAUCAGAGGUUACUCAUAAUAACAGAUCAGACAUUACUCAUAAGAAGAGAUCAGAGGUUACUCAUAAUAACAGAUUGGUGACGUGUUUCUUAGGUGACAUUAAUAUGAUAAGAGAUUAUAUGCGUCAUCAUAUAUAAUUUUCCUCAGCUAUGCUUUAACUAUUUGUUGUCUAUUUUAAAGGACAUUUUGUCUUCCCCGUUGGCCUCAUGUUGCAGAGGGUUACAUUAUGUAACAGUUGUGGUAAAACAGUGGGUAUGUCGUCUCACAUAGUGCCGUGAUAGAUAUCAUCUCCAAGACGAUCACGGCUCAUUCCAGCCCUGUGUUAUCAUAAUCAUUUCUGGAACAACGUAUAGUCAAUACUUAUAUAGUCUUCCAUGUACUUAUAGUAUUCAUCCAAUUACAUUCUACUGUUGGAUAAUUAUAUUCUACUGUUAAAUAUUCAACAUGGACACAAACUUUAUUUUAGAAGUGCAUUUAACACUGCAACACACUUUACAGUAAAAUAAUACAAUUAAAGAGAUAAAAACAAGCAAACGGCAAUAACUGAGAAUAAUAAAGUAACAUUAAAACACCAAGGAUGUCUAAAGUAAUAAUAAAAUUACUGAUUAAAGUAAGAGAAUUGUUAGUGACCCUGUUUCUCCUGGGGAUGGGAGUUCUGUUUGACUCUGUGAUUAAUGUGUUCCACAUUAAUGAUUCUUCUCUCUCUCUCUGUCUGUUAUCCUUUGUGCCUUGCAGUAAGUCCAGUGGGAAUUCCUCCUCCAGUCUAGGAGACAUGGUUUCAGGCGGGUUCAAACCUAACCCUCCCUCUGCAGGUGAGCCUCCAGACAGAAGCCUAUUAGGGAAGGGCGUCUCACCAGGUGGAGCGUCUCGUUAGUUGUUUGUCAGAAUGAAUCAUUAACCAACCAGAGCUAUGAUCUAAUUGUCCCUGUCUCUAACAUAACAUAUCAUUGUUGCUCAGUGUGUUGUUUAUUAACAUAUCAAAUCCAGUGUGAGAACUGUCAGUUACUUCACAUUUGUGAACUAUGAACUGAAUGGUUAUCAGAGUAUACGUACCCAAUGUCAUUGUUCUACACUAGCGAAAAUUUUUUUGUUACAUUUUCGUCUAAUAUCUUUAAAAUGCUGCACCUGCUCAAUCCAAACUUGUCGAGUAAGUUAAUAUGUCAAAUGGAAAACAGUGGCUGGAGGUUGGGUGGAUGGAAUGUGGAGUUGUGAGAUCUUUGUGUCUUCCAGAAUGUGCCAUGUAUUGGACUGGAAUGAGGUCGGCCAUGCACUCUCAGUCCGCUCCUCCUCCUCUUCCUCCAAGAGUAUUAUGGACAAGCGUUAUGUCCUUGCAAUGAGUUUGCUUUAAGUCAAGCAUAACCAUAUAGUCCAAACUCUGCGUUAUCCAAUUAUAAGGAUUUUCUCCAUCUUAUAGCGAGGGCCACUAAACAUAAAUUGAAAUAAUACUCUCUCUUUAUUUCAAUUUAUUUAUAAGACACCAAACACUUUUAUAUGAUAAUGCAACUUCAGAGUUAGUUAUCAAGUGCAACCAAUGUCUGUCACCUGCAAAGGAAGGUUUGGAAAAGAAGCAACAAAUAAAUCAAGUGUUUUGACCACUAAUAUACUGUAUACAUACUGUAUAUUUGAUACUUCAUUUAUUUGUGUGAUAAUAAGUUAUUUGCAUCCACCAUUGUACUAUUCAAAUAUUUCCAUCAACUGUUUCAACCCACCCACUGGGUAUUAAAGUACUGUAAUACUGAAAAGGUAUCACUGUAAUGUUUUGUACUACAGGUACAAAAGGUCUCUGCUUUGCAUUCAAAGGCACUUAUCAGUUAUUUUCUCUUUUUGACAGGAAAACAGAAGCAGAAGGUGGUGAGUAGUAAACAGACUUUUCAUUCAUUAAUCCACAUACAACCCUAACAGGUACCCUCCAAGAUCUGUAACUUCACAGAAACUGGUUGCACCCAGAAUCAUAAGUUCGGUUGGCAUGUCAUCCUCCAUAUCAAAGUUUAUAUUUCUAUUUUAGGCAUACAGAAUGAUACUAACUUAUAGGUUUGAUUUGCUCUUUAUUCACCCCCAUGAAUCUCUUAUGAAAACUAUACUAUAUUUUUUUGAUCAGCUUUAAUAUUGCAAAUAGAUUGUGGCUUCCAUCAAUGUAAUUGGCUGCAUCAUUUCCAAUCCCCCAUAUAUUUUUUGUAAAUAUAUAUAUAAAAUAUAUAUAUAUAUUUUUUAAAUAUAUAUUUUCCUUUAUUAUUUUCCCCUAACCCUACCACCUCUCCCCUAAUUGGAGUAAACUAAUCGACAACAACAGAUACUAUAAAGUAUCUUUGCAGACCUGAUUGAGCUCACUUUAAUACCAUUUAGACCUGUCUACUUUUAUUUAAUUCCAGCCCUGGCAAGGUCCAGGGAUUAAUGAUGCUAUUAAAUUCAUUGACCAAAAAACUAUAGAGGUUGCAUUAAAUCAUGGAUGGGCAACUGGUGGCCCCACUUUUGUAGGCCGCAGAUCACUCAGUCGUGGUCUCAACUUACUGUUGAGAGUUAGAAUAGUUGAAUACACAAGGUGCAAUUUCAAAAUGUGGUUGUGCAUCAGCAGUUUUUCUCUUGUUAUGUCAGACACUCAAUUAGUCCAUGUUUGAUUGGAAGUUAGUCUAGCCAGCUAUCUAGACUUGUAGUAGUCAUGGUUGAAUUACCGACUGGGGAGCCCCCAUUGAUAUGUUAGUCACUCUCACUCAGAUAUAAUUUUAAAAACUGCAAACAGUUCUCUACACUCUAUGGCAAAAUGUGUAGAAUUGCAGGAAAUGAGCUGUAAGACUGACCCCCACCCCCAUCAAAGUUGCCCAUCCCUGCAUUAAAUUAAUUGGAUAGCUCGUCUUUAAUCUGCUGGCAGUAUUCUUUGUAAUAACACUUUGUCAGGACAUUAUCAGGAAGUAAAACAGAACUGUCUAAAUGUCGUAAUAGCAUCACUUAACAGCGGAUAGCUGUAAUACAUCCAGCUACUGUUAUACUCAUUCUCAUUCAACAUCCAUUGGUAACACGUUGCAUAAAGUUGUUAUUGCACAUAAGUAGUAACACUGUAAAUACACAGACAAACUUUCUUGGCAUGUAAUAAAACCUAAUAAAACUACUUAAUAAUGGUGAAUGGCAUGUUACAUGUUGCUGAGGUGUCUGUCCUCCCUCUAACCCUCUACCUCCACUACAGACUGAACACAUCCCUCCCUAUGACGUGGUCCCCUCUAUGAGACCAGUGGUCCUGGUAGGACCGUCCCUGAAGGGAUAUGAGGUAGGCCUCAUAGCAAUAAUACUUUCGGUCUCUUGGUGUUGUAUUGGUCAAGUGUUUUAUUAAGCCUCCAAAAUAGCUAUUCAGAACGACUGCAAUAUUUGGUUGUGUGCCAUACAUUACACCACAGUGACACCAAUUCCCAGCUCUCCCUUUUGUAAUCAAUAUUGAGGACUGUCAGCGUGUAGACUAGAGGUUAAGAUGCAGCUUCAUUGAAGAGGUUUACCAACACAUUCGCUGACAGUGAAUAACUCCCCCGUUCAUUAUCAGAGUAGAUAUUUGGAGGUUUCCAAAAAGAACAGCUACAGUGAGGGAAAAAAGUAUUUGAUCCCCUGCUGAUUUUGUACGUUUGCCCACUGACAAAGAAAUGAUCAGUCUAUCAUUUUAAUGGUAGGUUUAUUUGAACAGUGAGAGACAGAAUAACAACAAAAAAAUCCAGAAAAACACAUGUCAAACAUUUUAUAAAUUGAUUUGCAUUUUAAUGAGGGAAAUAAGUAUUUGACCCCCUCUCAAUCAGAAAGAUUUCUGGCUCCCAGGUGUCUUUUAUACAGGUAACGAGCUGAGAUUAGGAGCACACUCUUAAAGGGAGUGCUCCUAAUCUCAGCUUGUUACCUGUAUAAAAGACACCUGUCCACAGAAGCAAUCAAUCAAUCAGAUUCCAAACUCUCCACCAUGGCCAAGACCAAAGAGCUCUCCAAGGAUGUCAGGGACAAUAUUGUAGACCUACACAAGGCUGGAAUGGGCUACAAGACCAUCGCCAAGCAGCUUGGUGAGAAGGUGACAGCAGUUGGUGCGAUUAUUCGCAAAUGGAAGAAACACAAAAUAACUGUCAAUCUCCCUCGGCCUUGGCUCCAUACAAGAUCUCACCUCGUGGAGUUGCAAUGAUCAUGAGAACGGUGAGGAAUCAGCCCAGAACUACACGGGAGGAUCUUGUCAAUGAUCUCAAGGCAGCUGGGACCAUAGUCACCAAGAAAACAAUUGGUAACACACUACGCCGUGAAGGACUGAAAUCCUGCAGCGCCCGCAAGGUCCCCCUGCUCAAGAAAGCACAUAUACAUGCCCGUCUGAAGUUUGCCAAUGAAUAUCUGAAUGAUUCAGAGGAGAACUGGGUGAAAGUGUUGUGGUCAGAUGAGACCAAAAUGGAGCUCUUUGGCAUCAACUCAACUCGCCGUGUUUGGAGGAGGAGGAAUGCUGCCUAUGACCCCAAGAACACCAUCCCCACCGUCAAACAUGGAGGUGGAAACAUUAUGCUUUGGGGGUGUUUUUCUGCUAAGGGGACAGGACAACUUCACUGCAUCAAAAGGACGAUGGACGGGGCCAUGUACCGCCAAAUCUUGGGUGAGAACCUCCUUCCCUCAGCCGGGGCAUUGAAAAUGGGUCAUGGAUGGGUAUUCCAGCAUGACAAUGACCCAAAACACACGGCCAAGGCAACAAAGGAGUGGCUCAAGAAGAAGCACAUUAAGGUCCUGGAGUGGCCUAGCCAGUCUCCAGACCUUAAUCCCAUAGAAAAUCUGUGGAGGGAGCUGAAGGUUCGAGUUGCCAAACUUCAGCCUCGAAACCUUAAUGACUUGGAGAAGAUCUGCAAAGAGGAGUGGGACAAAAUCCCUCCUGAGAUGUGUGCAAACCUGGUGGCCAACUACAAGAAACGUCUGACCUCUGUGAUUGCCAACAAGGGUUUUGCCACCAAGUACUAAGUCAUGUUUUGCAGAGGGGUCAAAAACGUAUUUCCCUCAUUAAAAUGCAAAUACAUUUAUAACAUUUUUGACAUGCGUUUUUCUGGAUUUCUUUGUUGUUAUUCUGUCUCUCACUGUAAAAAUAAACCUACCAUUAAAAUUAUAGACUGAUCAUUUAUUUGUCAGUGGGCAAACGUACAAAAUCAGCAGGGGAUCAAAUACUUUUUUCCCUCACUGAAUGUCUGACCUAUCCAUUCAUUCCUAACUAACCACCAAUGGGGCUUGCAGAAAAAAGAGGGCAGCAUCUUUUCCCCGGCAUGUAUGGGGGGAAGUGGAGAGCCAGGAUCAUCUUCACACAGAAUCACAGUCCUCAUCUCCGCUCUACUGUGUUGCCAUGGUAACAACCUUCUGGGUAAAACACGUCAGUCUGAAAAAUUGGAGCAUGGCUUGAAAUUAGAAACACAGAGAUAAACAGCACCAGAAGAUCUGUGUGUGUACAAAAAAAAUGUGUUGGUUAUGAUGAUAAUACAGCAAAAAAAAUAUUUUGCAGGGACAAGGUUAUGCAAAUGUGGAUGGAAUGGGGGCACAAUUUGGUCUUCUUAAUGUGAUUUUUUUGCUCAACUUACAGAGACGUGUGUAUUGGUCCAAAAUAUCAAAUUACACUACUGUCUUGUGUGAACAGAAUGAUGAUGUUGUCAAGAGAGCUUACACAACACCCGUUUUUCUUCUAAAAAUGUCCCUAGUGAAAUAUAAAAAAUGUCAAUGUUGCUGUUAACUAUAAAGAAUAUGGUUAUUUCUGUGUGCAAAGGACACAAAAAGUUUUUGGAUAUACCAUAUAACAAUUGCUCCACACUGCUCCUUGCUAGCCUUGUCCUUGAAACUACAGUUCUUCCCAGCUUCAGUGUAAUUCAAAUACCUUGCAAAAAUAGCAUUAAUGGAGACUGGUCUGGCCUGCUAUAGCCCAAUUCAUCACAUCGGCAUUGGUCUUUAUGACACUUCAUUGUAGGCCUUAAUCACCUUAUUUAAUGUAACCAGGAUUAAUUCUUUAGAAAAUGAAGUGGAAAGAAACCAGAGAUCCUGCUGCUCCUUUGAUGGAUGUCUUGGCCCAGUGGGAUAAAUCUAAGGCAGGGCCAGAGGAGCCUGAAUGGACCUUCUGGGUGGAUGUCAUAAUGAGGAAUAUGGAGAAAUCUUUAUUGGAUGGAUAAUGGUGGUGGAUGGGGAAGAUGGGACGAUCUUGAUUUAGCACUAAUACUGAAAUCGAAAAGGAUUACAACUGUAAUUUUGACUUCUUUGGGCACCUUUGACCAUAACAUGUGCUAUUUAUAAACAUUGCCCAUCAGGGUAUGUAGCUUCAGCAUAUGAAAAGGGUCUUGCAAGGGUUCUUCCAGGCUUGCUAUAGCUAUGAGGAAUUGUCAAUGAUUUUCUACUGGCUUAUUUCCUUGCUGUCUGUCUGUCUUAACCCUCUCUCACUUGUCCUGUUACUCACUCUCUCUCUUUCCCUCCUUUUUCCUCCCUCUUUUCUUCCCUUUUUUCUGUCUGCCAUUCUCUGCUGCUUCCGGGCUCUGUGUGCAGGUGACAGACAUGAUGCAGAAAGCACUCUUUGAUUUCCUGAAGCACAGGUUUGAUGGCAGGUGAGGAGUCAUCAGCCCUUUUCCUGCAUAUUGUCGCCAGCCCUUUCCCUUUCCCUGCAUACUGUACUAACUCUCUGCAGGCUUACUGUAGCAUCAUGCUCUCAGCUGCUCCACUUACCCUCAUGCAAACUACUAUAGCUAGAGCAAAAAAUAUGUAAAGCAGUUGUAAAUGAAUUUAAUGAGUUGUCAAAGUACCUUAUUUGACCACCUGUUUUGACUAGGUCUUUCCUUACAUUUUCUAAACAUUCUGGUAACCAUACAUUACUAGUCUGGAUUGUGAAUAACAUGUUGUGCUGUAUGUUCUCAUAUUCUGUCUCUCUUGAUUCUAUAACUUGUAGGAUAUCUAUUACAAGGGUAACGGCAGACAUCGCUCUGGCCAAGAGGUCGGUGCUCAACAACCCCAGCAAGAGGGCCAUCAUCGAAAGAUCCAACACCAGGUCCAACCUAGGUAUCAUCACAAUGGCAUUGAAUGCUAUCAUUCUUUACUUUACUGUGUAUAUAUUGUAUAUGUUAAAAAGGAAGUUACAUACAUGUAUGCAUAUAAUAUAUUUUUCAAAUCUGAUAAAGGAUCUGUUUUACAAAGAAUUUGUGGAAUUGAUGUCUUCUGAUCUUGGCGAUAUAAAUAGAUUCAUCCUGUCUGUGAUCUAUCUCCUUGUUCCUGUACAGCGGAGGUUCAGAGUGAGAUUGAGAGGAUAUUUGAGCUGGCCAGAUCCUUACAGUUGGUGGUUCUGGAUGCUGACACAAUCAACCAUCCGGCCCAGCUCAUAAAGACGUCUUUAGCACCUAUCAUCGUCCAUGUUAAAGUGUCCUCUCCUAAGGUAAUUGUUUGGCUUCCCUUUAUACCCAAAUGGUUCUAAUUUUACUACUGUACCUGGGUUGGAAAUGGGAGGGAAUCCAGAGGAACCAGGCUCCGGGAGUGAAAUGCUUUUGACAUCUACAAAUACUUUUUUUAAGGUGAAUUCGAGGAUUUGACAUUGGUGGGUUCCCACUGUGACCUUUUUCCAUUUCCAACCCUGACCCAUGCUGAUUUGUGUUGCUGCCCUCUUCUGGCUUGAUUUAUAUAUAAACUAUCCACAGGUUCUGCAGCGGCUGAUCAAGUCGAGAGGGAAAUCCCAGAGCAAACACUUGAAUGUGCAGCUGGUGGCAGCAGACAAACUAGCACAGUGCCCCCCGGUAGGCAUCCAAUAUUCCCCACAGUACACUCUGUCAACUGCUACAUCUUGCUACUGUCUCUGGCCUUCACAAGGACUAUUAGCAAAUCAGUCAAUCAAGUCUAAUUAUGCAUGUCUCUCUGCCCUCACCCUCUCUCUCUCUCUGUCUGUCUCUCUCUUUCCCCUCCCCUCUCUCUCAGGAAAUGUUUGACAUCAUUCUGGAUGAGAAUCAGCUGGAGGAUGCAUGUGAACACCUGGCAGAGUACCUGGAGGCCUACUGGAGGGCCACUCACACCUCCCUGACCACCCCUCUCAACCCUCUGCUGGGCCGCAACCUGGGAUCCACCGCUCUCUCUCCGUACCCCACAGCCAUAACUGGGCUGGUGAACCAACAGGUGAUUCUAAUUAAGCAAUAAGGCCCGAGGGGGUGUGGUAUAUGGCUAAUAUACAGUGGGGGAAAAAAGUAUUUAGUCAGCCACCAAUUGUGCAAGUUCUCCCACUUAAAAAGAUGAGAGAGGCCUGUAAUUUUCAUCAUAGGUACACGUCAACUAUGACAGACAAAAUGAGAAAAGAAAUUCCAGAAAAUCACAUUGUAGGAUUUUUAAUGAAUUUAUUUGCAAAUUAUGGUGGAAAAUAAGUAUUUGGUCAAUAACAAAAGUUUCUCAAUACUUUGUUAUAUACCCUUUGUUGGCAAUGACACAGGUCAAACGUUUUCUGUAAGUCUUCACAAGGUUUUCACACACUGUUGCUGGUAUUUUGGCCCAUUCCUCCAUGCAUAUCUCCUCUAGAGCAGUGAUGUUUUGGGGCUGUCGCUGGGCAACACGGACUUUCAACUCCCUCCAAAGAUUUUCUAUGGGGUUGAGAUCUGGAGACUGGCUAGGCCACUCCAGGACCUUGAAAUGCUUCUUACGAAGCCACUCCUUCGUUGCCCGGGCGGUGUGUUUGGGAUCAUUGUCAUGCUGAAAGACCCAGCCACGUUUCAUCUUCAAUGCCCUUGCUGAUGGAAGGAGGUUUUCACUCAAAAUCUCACGAUACAUGGCCCCAUUCAUUCUUUCCUUUACACGGAUCAGUCGUCCUGGUCCCUUUGCAGAAAAACAGCCCCAAAGCAUGAUGUUUCCACCCACAGUAGGUAUGGUGUUCUUUGGAUGCAACUCCGCAUUCUUUGUCCUCCAAACACGACGAGUUGAGUUUUUACCAAAAAGUUAUAUUUUGGUUUCAUCUGACCAUAUGACAUUCUCCCAAUCCUCUUCUGGAUCAUCCAAAUGCACUCUAGCAAACUUCAGACCUGGCCUGGACAUGUACUGGCUUAAGCAGGGGACACGUCUUGCACUGCAGGAUUUGAGUCCCUGGCGGCGUAGUGUGUUACUGAUGGUAGGCUUUGUUACUUUGGUCCCAGCUCUCUGCAGGUCAUUCACUAGGUCCCCCCGUGUGGUUCUGGGAUUUUUGCUCACCGUUCUUGUGAUCAUUUUGACCCCACGGGGUGAGAUCUUGCGUGGAGCCCCAGAUCGAGGGAGAUUAUCAGUGGUCUUGUAUGUCUUCCAUUUCCUAAUAAUUGCUCCCACAGUUGAUUUCUUCAAACCAAGCUGCUUACCUAUUGCAGAUUCAGUCUUCCCAGCCUGGUGCAGGUCUACAAUUUUGUUUCUGGUGUCCUUUGACAGCUCUUUGGUCUUGGCCAUAGUGGAGUUUGGAGUGUGACUGUUUGAGGUUGUGGACAGGUGUCUUUUAUACUGAUAACAAGUUCAAACAGGUGCCAUUAAUACAGGUAACGAGUGGAGGACAGAGGAGCCUCUUAAAGAAGAAGUUACAGGUCUGUGAGAGCCAGAAAUCUUGCUUGUUUGUAGGUGACCAAAUACUUAUUUUCCACCAUAAUUUGCAAAUAAAUUAAUUAAAAAUCGUACAAUGUGAUUUUCUGGAUAUUUUUUUCUCAAUUUGUCUGUCAUAGUUGACGUGUACCUAUGAUGAAAAUUACAGGCCUCUCUCAUCUUUUUAAGUGGGAGAACUUGCACAAUUGGUGGCUGACUAAAUACUUUUUUUCCCCACUGUACCACGACUAAGAACUGUUCUUAAGCACGACGCAACGCGUCGUGCCUGGAUAUAGCCCUUAGCCGUGGUAUAUUGGCCAUAUACCACAAACCCCAGAGGUGCCUUAUUGCUAUUAUAAACUAGUUACCAACGUAAUUAGAGCAGUAAAAAUACAUGUUUUGUCAUACCCGUGGUAUACAGUAUGUUCUGAUAUACCACAGCUGUCAGCCAAUCAGCAUUCAGGGCUUGAACCACCCAGUUUAUAAUUGACCUUAUUUAGUCAGAUAGGGGGUUAAAGUACAAUAGAUAUGGUGGCAAUAGCUAUAAUGACUGUUUAUUUUGCUGAAUUAUCGUUGGGCAAAUUGGUUGCAAAUAAUUAAUUGGAAAAGGUAUCAGUCAGUAGUGAAAUAAUACAGGAUAGUUGCCUAUUUAUGGAGUCUUACAAUCAUUGAGGUUUUUCUCACUAUAUUAAUAAAGUAUUGUCACAGUAAUGAAAAUGCUGAUGCUAUAGUCAACGGCUGAAUGACCAGAUUCAUACAAUAUGUCCCCUCCUUCUCCCUGGAUAGGGCCAAAGAAAUACAAACAGGAACAGCAAUCACACGGCAGGAGACCACUCGCCCAUCGAGCGACACAGCCUGAUGCUCUCAGACGAGAACUACCACAAUGAGCGGCAGAGGAAGAGCCGUAACCGUCUAUCCUCCGGCUCACAGCACAGCCGGGACCAGGUCCACUACCCCCUGGUGGAGGAGGACUAUCAUGACCCCUACCAGGACACGUACAAGCCCCACCGCAACCGAAACGGCUCCCCCGGAGGCUACAGCCAUGACUCCAGGCACAGGCUUUGAGAUGAAGACCCUUAUAUCACAUAGGCCUCUCUUCCCUUCACAUUGAGUAUGACAGAGCCACAAGACAGCUUUCUAGUUUAAUUGUACUGUAACAACCUUUUUAUAAAGCGUUAGUUAGUAACUCGCUUUACCUCUGGCACUGGUUCACGCUGGAAACGUGAACAUUGACCAACUGAAAAUCAAAUCUCGAUGCCUCUAAAAAUAGGAUGAGGAGCAGAUUUUCACCAUGUUUUUUUUUUUAAGGGAAGGCCCAACUCUGGGCUCAUCUUCUUCUUUUCAACAUGGCAGAGACUUGACAUGGCUGGAUGAAAGGGGUGACCAUGUGGUCCUCGACUCCCUGCUGUCUCAGUGUUAGCAUGGGUAGCUGUCGUGGUAGUCAUGGUGACCCAUUAUCACCUGCCUUGAACCAGUGCCAGACAGCGCCAAGCGUCCCUCGAUCAGCAGAGAACCUCUUUGCACGUUUCCAGGAGCCAAUAGCAGCAGAGUCAGUGCACUGUAUCUUUAAUUAAUGUCACUAAGUUGUUUGAAAUUGUCUUGGAUGUUAGUGUUUCCAGUCCUGUAGCCUAUAACCUGCUUCUCAGAGCAGGCAAAGUUUCUGUUUUGCAAAAUGUUGAGUGAUUAUUUAGGAGGGUUCUGAAUCGGACUGAAUUUCCUGGACUUCUAUCCCCUUCUUCUUCUCAAUGAUACUUAGUGCCAUUUGUGACAUGCCGCAUCAGGACAGAAAAUCACACUUUUCUAAGUAGAAUUUGCUGAGCUGCAAGUUUCAUAUUGUGUACUCUUUCAGGAAAGGGUACAUCCCUUCUUUAUAUACAGUACCUUAACACUCUAGUGUGAGGACUUUGCCUAUCAGUUUAGAAUGCUGCAUCCAAGAGGAAAUAGCCUAAUUCAAGUUAGUAGAUCUCAAGACUAGGCAUCCAAUGUAGAGAGGGGCAAUAUGCCCCUGUGUUCUUAGUUUCAAUUGUUCAAAUGGGUUUCAGAGGAUAGGCUCAGUGAAGAUGGCUAUACUUCCAAUCAGGGGAAUAUUGAUCAUUUGAUUGGUUUACCACAUCCCAUUUUCUGUACAAGCAGCCUCUGAUAGUGAUUUCAUUUGCAUCAUAUUUUAUUCUCUUCAAAGAAAUACCUGCUGUCCAUUCAGCAAAGCUUCAUUGGUUUAGAAUUAUCAAUGCCAUCAUGUAUUUUUGUCAAUAUACAGUAUGUCAUGGAAUAAUGAUCCAGUGCUGUUAUGUAUGUGUUGCUGCGAUUGAAAAACCAGUAGGACACUGUAGUUGAGUAAGUGACUGUUGAUUAUGGCACUCACAUUUCAACAAUGAAAUUAGUCAACACAUUAGAGGAAGAGAAGGCUUCAGUCUGCUGUGAAGUUAUAUUGUCAGAAAGGUUUGUGAUUCUGACAUCAAACACUUGGUCAAUAUUAUUUGCUUUCCAACCAUCGGCUAUUCUAUGUUAAUGCCCCAUUUUAAAGUCUUCCAUAUACUGGCCGUUAAAAGAAAAUUGUUGUCUUUUAAAGAACAAUUUUACUUUCCCAAGAAUUUGCGUAUCAUAACACAAAUUACUUGUUCACAGCCUUAUUGCUUAACCCAGGCCUUGCGUUAAACUUCGUUCUCUUUUCAUACUUCCUUUCUUUUUUAACACUGUAGCAAUGGAGUGGUUUCUCUCCUAAUCAUAUACAUAUCCUCAAAAUGUAGCAUUUUAGUUAAGAGUUUUCAAGGUCUAUAUGGUUAGCUAAUUAUAGAAGAUAAGUCGUGUAGAGACUGUGAAGGGACAGACUGGGGAGGUGGUGGAUAGAAGUUUAUGUCAGAUAAUGUCUCUCUAUAUACUAUGAGUUGUGUGUUGUGCACCAAUACCGGUGUGCAUCAUUAUUAUAUUUUCUUCUUCUUCUUCGAAUGCCUUCUUCUAUUGCCAAGAAAGCUUGAUUUCUGUUUAUGCUGUAUUCUAUAUAGGCAUGCUGGUAAAGAGAAAAACAAAGAAGACAAACUAAUCUAGUGAAAAAAUAUAAUUUACUAUGCAAAUGUCUACAGUGCUGCAUGCUGAUGUUUUUCCUUCCUCGGCUACUUAGCGGCUUCAUUGCAGUUCAAUGAUUGUGUUAUUGUUAUUUUUGUGAAAGAUGACAUUCAAAAGGGAAAUGCAUAACUGCAUGACUAAUACAUUUUAAUUCAUCAAGAAGAAAGAGAAAUGUUUUAUGGAAAAUUGAUGUAUAAUGAGAACCA